GAUGCGGAACUAUUUGCCUUCGAGUACUUUUGGCAAUAGAUUUCAAAAAAUAAAUGUGUAUGAAUUUGAAUGUAGCUUUCAUUUUACAUUAUGUUAAGUGUAGAUUCAAUACAAGUCGCCGAGGAGGAGGUGGUUGAAUCUAGCUCCAACCGUUUGGAGGAUAUUUAUACAUUUGUUGCACAGGGAUGCUACCCACAAUCUAUGAACCCAAUCAGAAAGAAAAAUCUUAAACGCUACGCCCAGAAGUUCAUCAUUGACGAUGGGCGGUUGUAUUAUGUUGGGCCAAAAAAGGAUGAGAAGCGAGAAGUGGUGAUUGAAGCAGAACGAAAGCGUCAAAUAUUUUUAGACUGUCAUUUUAAUGACAUUGGGCACCAUCUCGGCCAAAAGAAGACUGUGCACAGGAUCCAGAGCAAAUAUUAUUGGCUAGGGAUUGUCAAAGACGUGGUUGAUUGGAUUAAAGACUGUGAGACCUGCCAGCACACAGAGAGGAAUAAAAACAUGACCAGAAUAAUUCGACCAAUAAAGGUGGAUGGUCCAUGGGAAGUUAUUGCUGUUGAAAUAUUGGGUCCAUAUCCUGAGACAGUGCCAACAGGGAACACACAUGUGGUUGUAAUCACUGAUUACUUCAGCAAAUGGGUGGAGGGAUUCCCAGUGCAGCGGAAAGAUUCCAUCUCUGUUGCGCGGUGCAUAUCUACCUCUGUCUACAGGUUCGGCUCGCUGAAGACGGUUUACGUCUGCCAAACAGAAGACUUUUGUGAGGAGGUCUCAAAGCACCUCAGCGAGAGAUGGAGCAUAGUUCAGAAGGUGUCCUCUCCCGACCAGCCUCAAAUGAAUGCCCUGUGUGGCCAGAACAGUGGCCUCCUGAGGACUGCCAUCAAGGACGUAGUAGCAGACAAGCAGCUGGCCUGGGACGAUUUCAUCGACCCAGUGCUGUCCUUGUUUCGAACGUCAACAAACCCCACCACCAAAUUCACACCAUAUUGCCUCAUGUUUAAUCGGAAAGCAAGUAUGCCUAAAGAUGUAAAGCUGGACUUGCUUGCUCAGGAUGGUGAGGAGGCGUACCCUUUUACUGAGGAGGGAAUCAUGAGCUUUAUGACGGCCAUGCAGGAACAACACAACGCCAUCAGACAACUGGUUUUAGGCAACAUGAAUGCUGCUUACAAACAGGAAAAGAAGAAUGCCAAGCGAAAAAUGAGGAGCAUUACGUACGACGUCACAGAACCUCUUUUUGGUAACCAGGAGCCGGCGCCCUGUAAGAGACUCAAAGACAUGUUCCUCCUUCUCCCAGUGGAGACAGUUCUGACCACAGGGCAAAACGCUGGUGACGACAAGAAAAGUGACUUGAAAUAUUCACUCCCUGAUGCUGAAGUACAGUGAAAAGGGACAUUCUGGACACUGUUGGAGGCUGUGGUGAUGACUCGUGAGAGAAUACUUUCAGUGACUGUUUUUUCUCAAAAUGGACCUCUGAGUAGAAAGGCAAAGUUGGAGCCAACUUGAGCUUAAAAAGGAAGCUAUAAAAUGUCUCCUACUUUGCAGAGGAUGACAGACCAGCUGGAUAAAGGAAAAGUUGGGCCUUACAUUCCCCAAUGCCUUUUCUCUUUAUUCUGUGCAACUGAUAUUGACACUUUCUUAAGAAGACACUUGUCGUUUUUACGGCUAAAGAGGAACAUUUGUUUGGCCUUGACACUUUAUGUUAAGGGGUUACUGUUACAGUACCUUUUGUAGCCUCUUAUUGCAGAUGGGGUUAAGUACAAUAGAUUAACUGGUGUAAUAACAUGUAAUAACAUCCACUCCAGCGUGAGGGUGCCUUGGGCCUUAGUCCAGCUAUUUGUCAGUGGUGCUUUGGCAGGGGCGGAGCAGGGGGCCCCCCAGUGACCAUGCUGACUCGGCGGCCCUCUGCUCAGGAUGCAGGAGACAAGGAAAGGGACCAGCAACACUGCCCCCCAACCCCCCUCCCUCCUCAAGUCCAACCUGACCACCCCUCCCAGCAGUCCUGGCCUGUCUGAGAGAUGGCCCCCUGUCACUGGAAGCCUCACAAGUAUUCCAAAUGUGCCCUAACCGACGGGCUGUGUCGACUAUGUCCAACAUCGCUCUCCCCUGCAAGAGAGACUGAUAGGUGGGCGAGCCGGUCCGAUUGCUCUCUGAUGCUGUCACCAGGGGGGGGGGCCCUGCCAGUGGCUUUCGAUUGCCAAACAUCUUAAACACUUAGUGGUUUCUUUUGCCUUAAGACAUGUAAAAGUUUUUUAUCUUUUACCUGACAUGUUUCGACGGUGUUACUUCCGUCUUCAUCAGAGGGUCACUGUGAUGUUGAUGAGUGACAUGCUUUAAAAACAGCUGAUGUUGUUGUGGAGGUGUGACCUCCCUGCCAAUAAUGACAGGUAGGUCACACCUCCUGCUGUUAGAGUUGUCCUCUUAGGAUGUUGGUCCAGGUGUGUGAGAGCAUGUAUGCCCCCUCAUCCCUGUUCAUGGUACUUGGGCUACGCUUUCUGAUCUCCAUAGACUCCUUAAUCCAGCGGUGGUAUCUGUUGUUCUCUUGCUUCUCUUGUUCAGUCAUACAACAAGUCAUAUAUUGGGGAGACAGGGAGGACAUUCAACAUAAGAAAAAAUGAACAUAAGAAAGAGUGUGAAAAGGAAACAGAACAAAGACAUACAAGAGCAAUAAAGGAGAGAGCCACACUGGAGAACCUCAAAUCAGCAAUAACUGACCACUGUAGGAGGGAAAAUCACAUCAUGGACUGGGACAAGGCAAAAGUCAUACAGCAAGAGAACAACAGAUAC
Molecule: messenger RNA, 2778 nt
Organism: Engraulis encrasicolus (European anchovy)
Lineage: Eukaryota; Metazoa; Chordata; Actinopteri; Clupeiformes; Engraulidae
Exons: 8
Coding region: 91-1377 (428 amino acids)
Biological process (GO): DNA integration
Molecular function (GO): nucleic acid binding
Source: RefSeq, a predicted model, not a curated record